Molecule: messenger RNA, 2558 nt
Organism: Sapajus apella (tufted capuchin)
Lineage: Eukaryota; Metazoa; Chordata; Mammalia; Primates; Cebidae
Gene: ZNF670
Product: zinc finger protein 670
Exons: 4
Biological process (GO): negative regulation of transcription by RNA polymerase II
Molecular function (GO): DNA-binding transcription repressor activity, RNA polymerase II-specific
Source: RefSeq, a predicted model, not a curated record
GUAACAAAUCUGCACGUUCUGCACAUGUACCUCAGAACUUAAAGUAUAAAACAAAAUCCAAGGUAUUCAGGCAAAAAUUAGCAUGAUUGAUAGAAGAAUACCUUGCAUCUCAGUACUGACGUUGAAUGUAAAUGGCCUCAAUACUUCACUUAAAAGAUACAGAAUGACAGAAUGGCUGAGAAUUAACCAACCAAGUAUCUACUGUCUUCAAGAGACUCAUCUAACACAUAAGGAUUCACAUAGACUAAAGUAUUCAGUGUCAUUUGAAGAUGUGGCUGUGACCUUUACCCAGGAGGAGUGGGCUUUGCUGGAUCUUUCUCAAAAGAGUCUCUACAGAGAUGGGAUGCAGGACAUCUUCAGGAACCUGGCUUCUGUAGGAAACAAGUCAGAAAACCAGAAUAUGCAAGAUGACUUCAAAAGUCCUGUGAGAAAUCUAAGCAGUCAUAUGGUAGAGAGAUUGUUUGAAAUUGAAGAAGGCAGUCAAUAUGGAGAAGCCUUCAACCAGGAUUCAAAUUUUAAUCUGAAUAAGAAAAUUUCUACCGGAGUAAAGCCAUAUGAAUGCAAUGUGUGUGGAAAAGUCUUCAUAUGUCAUUCAGCCCUUCAUAGGCACAUCAUAUCUCAUACUGGAAACAAACUAUUUGAGUGUGUGGAAUAUCCAGAGAAGUUAUAUAAAUGCAAACAAUGUGGGAAGGCCUUUAUCUCUCUCAAAAGUGUUGACAGACACAUGGUAACACACACUAGUAAUUGACCUUAUAAGAGUACAGUAUAUGAGAAGCCUUUUGAUUUUUCCAGUGUAUUUCAAAUGCCUCAGAGCACUUACACUGGAGAGAAAACAUAUAAAUGUAAACAUUGUGAUAAAGCCUUCAAUUAUUCAAGUUAUCUUCAUGAACAUGAAAGGACUCAUACUGGAGAAAAACCUUAUGCAUGUAAGAAAUGUGGUAAAUCAUUCACUUUUUCCAGUUCUCUUCAACAACAUGGAAGAUCUCAUACUGGAGAGAAACCCUAUGAAUGUAAGGAAUGUGGCAAAGCCUUCAGUUGUUCCACUUAUUUGGGAAUACAUGAAAGAACUCAUACUGGAGAAAAACCCUAUGAAUGUAUAAAAUGUGGCAAAGCCUUUAGAUGUUCCAGAGUCCUUAGAGUACGUGAAAGGACUCACAGUGGAGAAAAGCCCUAUGAAUGUAAGCAAUGUGGUAAAGCCUUCAAAUAUUCUAGUAACCUUUGUGAGCAUGAAAGAACUCAUACUGAAGUGAAACCUUAUGGAUGUAAGAAAUGUGGUAAGUUAUUUACUUUUUCCAGUGCCCUUCGAAGCCAUGAAAGGACUCAUACUGGAGUAAAACCCUACGAAUGUAAGAAAUGUGGUAAAGCUUUCAGUUGUUCCAGUUCCCUUCAAAAACAUGAAAGAUCUUAUAUGUGGUAAACAACAACAACACGCAUCUAUGUGAGAAGUGUGUUAAAGUGUUCAGAUAUUCUAAUUUCAUUAGAACAUGUGAAAAAAUUAAAAACUCACACUAGAGAGGAACCCAAAACAUGUAAGGACUGUUAGACUGUAUGCAAUUUUCCUAGUUCCCUUCUAAAACAUAGAAGAACCCAUACUGGGAAAGAACCUCAUAAAAUGCAAGAAAUGUUUUAAAGCAUUUAAGUUUUCCAGUCACUUUCAAAUAUAUAAAAUAAUUCACAAUGGAUAAAAACAUUGUAAUUUUCAGAAAUGUAAAGACCUCAGUUUUUCCAUUCUUUUUAAAAUAAAGCUUACAAGUUAGAAAGUUUUUUAAUUUUUUGAAAUCAUAGAAGGACUCAGCGGAGAAAAGCCUUAUGAAUGUAAAUACAUGCCAAUUCCAUUUGAAGACAUGGAAGAACUAAUUUCUGAGAACCAUAUGAAUAUAGAGUGUUGGAAUGCCCUUAUUUCUCAAAUAUCUAUUGAAAAAUACAUGAUAACAUACAUUGGAGAUGGACCUGGUAAGUAAAAGCACACUGAGGUAAAACCCUGGUUGUUUGAGAAAAUACAGGAAAGUUUUUAACAGUUACUUCAAAAGACAAGUGAAAACUAUUGGAAUGAAAUCCUGUAAAUACAGGUAAAUAGAAAAGUAUGAUGAAAUUAUUGCAUAAUACUCAAAAGUUUAUAAAUGUUAUACUAGUUAUAUUUUUAUCAAUUGUUAAACAAGGUGAUUUUCAAUUGUUUUACAAGGAAUCAUUGAGUUGAGAAUUCCAUAGAUAAGCCAUAGUACAUGAGUUUAAUAGGCAUUUUUUUUUUCUCAUCCAUUAACAUGAUUGUUGUCUCUUCAUUAAAAAAUUUAUUGGAUCCCUAGGCUGAGUUGAAAUAUAUUUCUAAAUGUAGGCAAUUUUAAUUUUCAUUUAGUUAUUUGUUUUCUAAUUAAUGGAUCAUUAAAAAAUGAGUUUUUAAUUAUUGGAAAUUUCUUACUGAUCUUAUGUGGCAAGUUUUGGUUAUUCCUCACCCAUUUUGUGUGUGUGCAUGCGGGUAUGUAUGUGUGUGUGUAUAUAGAUACGUAUAUGUGUGUAUAUAUGUUUUAUCUUUUUAUGGAAAAAACUGCUUUUUUUGUUGU